ACCGUCUCUAACUUUGCCUCGGGUGUGCAGGAGGACUGCGGUUAACCAAUGUUGAACCGGAAUUAUUUGAGACACGGCAGGCUGAGAAAGCAAACCGUCGGCCAUACAUGUAUCGAGUGGCGGCCCCCCCGGAAACGCGUCAGCAUGACUGAGUUUUGCUGUUUUCUCCCUCCGCAUCUUGUUAGCGUGACAGCUUCCUAGUCUCUGCCACCGCACAGUGCUGGACGCAAAUUAUUGCGGCUGCCAACUGGCAAAGUCGUCGCCAUGGGUCUGUCUCUCAGCACCAACAUCGCCAUUGUGUGUGGCGUGUUUACAGCACUGCCCAUCCUUGCGGUGGUUCUCAGGUUCUGGGCGCGUACCGUGAAACAUAGCGGCCUUUCUGCGGAUGACUAUCUGAUCAUUCCCGGCCUGCUCUUUAGCGUGGCACUAAGCGUCAAUAACAUUGUCGCUGUUGCUUUGGGGAAUUUGGGGGGUCACAUACACACAGAUGAUGCUGGCAACAUCGUGUUUGACAACACCUUAACUAUUUUCUUGCAGACCGAAUUCGCGACUCAACUGCUAUCUGUGUUGUCGCUCGUCUUCACGAAGCUCUCAAUCGUCGUCUUUUACCGCCGCAUCUUCAAAGGCAAGAUCUUCUCCAUCGCCAGCACGAUCUUGCUCGGAGCCGUGGCAGCCUGGGGAGUCGCAUUCUUCUUCGCCACUCUUUUCGAAUGCAUGCCCAUCCCCAUGGUAUGGAAGACGCUAUUCGGGACCCCCGAUCAUCAGGCCGUAUGCUACAACUACCUCCCCAUGUUCUGGGCCACGGCCAUUAGCAACAUGAUUAUGGACGUCGCCAUCCUGACUCUUCCGAUGCCGUUUGUUUGGCGUUUAAACAUGCCCCGGCGGCAGAAGAUUGCCGUGAGCGCCAUCUUUCUGCUGGGUGCUUUUGUCGUGGGCAUCAGCAUCGCAAGAAUCCACUUCUUCUUCGUGUCCUCGGACAGCUACGCAAAUGCAAUGGACAUCACCGUGAACAUUGCGCCAACCCUCUACUGGACCGUGAUCGAGGCGGCCAUCGCGGUGGUCAGCGCUUGCUUGCCCACGCUGCGGCCCCUCUUCACGGGCAUCUCGCUGGAGGCGCUGCAGGACUUUGCGAGCAAGUUCUCGCUCCGCAGCGGCACCAAGUCGCCCAGCAGCCUCAGGAGCAACCCGGCAAGCACGGCGGCUGCGAACAACAUGUGGCAGUUGUCGUUCCCCAACCACAGCGCAUCGUCGUCGGCCAAGAUCGUGAACCGGGCCGAGGCGGUGCGCAACCCGAGUUCGGAGGAGGCCCCGUUUGAGCUGCGAGAUCAUGCCGGUGGCAUUGUCGUGUCAAAGGCGGUUCAUCAGGAACGUCAUGAUGCUUAGGUGGUGGGGUUUGCCGGGAACGAUGUAAUCCAACUUGCAGAAGGGUUGUCGUGCCUGGGAUUUGGCAAAAAAUAUUACCGUGCACUUCAAGUAUCUCAGUAAUAGACGGGAUGGAAGCUACAACCGCCUUCUAGUUCUUUUGGCAGUCUUUCCAUCUGCUAGGUACGCAACCGUAACGUCGUGAACUUCGCAGUCGACGCGGGGUUCAGGGGGGAGAUAAAUGCUGAGACGCAGACUCCUCAU
Molecule: messenger RNA, 1626 nt
Organism: Chaetomium fimeti
Lineage: Eukaryota; Fungi; Ascomycota; Sordariomycetes; Sordariales; Chaetomiaceae
Exons: 6
Coding region: 265-1383 (372 amino acids)
Source: RefSeq, a predicted model, not a curated record